Molecule: messenger RNA, 828 nt
Organism: Papilio machaon (common yellow swallowtail)
Lineage: Eukaryota; Metazoa; Arthropoda; Insecta; Lepidoptera; Papilionidae
Exons: 5
Coding region: 203-772 (189 amino acids)
Cellular component (GO): lysosomal membrane
Source: RefSeq, a predicted model, not a curated record
UGUCAGGAACAUCCAUGGACGCGUUUAAGUUGGAACGAAGUAGAAGCUGUCAUUUCCAAGCAAUGAUCUAUCCAUUUAUAGAGAUCAGUUUCGAUUUUUCGUCUCUUGGUCGACAAAUCAAAUUAUUUCCAUUUUCCAUUAUUUGCGCACUGCGUACCUGAUUUGUACAAUCUUUGAUGUAUAAAAUUUACCAAACACUUUUAUGAUGUUGUAUUUUAAAUUUGUGAUAUUAACUUUCACGGUCACAUGCAUAGUUUUCACAUCCGCCCAAUCUUAUGAGGAUAAGCGAUGUAUGUGUGUAUGCCCGAGCCCAGCAGCCGUUCUCAAUAAUACAGCAGGAUCGGACCGCAAACUGUACAUUGGAAAUGUACCACCAAACAAAUGCAACUGUGAUGGUGUUAUCCUGCCCCGAGUUGGAGAAAUAAUAAAAGGACGAGAACAAGAAUUUUGCCCACGUUGUGAAUGCAAAUAUGAAAGUAGGAAUACCACAAUAAUAAAGGUUGUAGUUAUUAUUGUCAUCUGGGUAAUAAUGCUGUUAGUUGUCUACAUGGGAUUCCUGAUCUGUCUUGAUCCACUUAUCAAUAAGCGGGCUAAGGCAUCUUAUCAAGAGCAUACAAAUGAAGAUGAUGAAAGCACAAUCAGUGGACCGCCACAGCAACUUGGUGUUAGAGGCAACGUCUUGAACCGUGUCACCCAUCAGCAAGACAAGUGGAAGAGACAGGUCCGUGAGCAACGCCGUAACAUCUACGAUAGACAUACAAUGCUCAACUAGCAGUUAAAAUCAUGGCGUCUCUUGUGCAUCAAGCCACAAUAUUAAACGCCAUCAUU